AUGCUUCUUCCAGCACUCAACAUUCCAAAAUGGCUUGAAGAGAACUCUCACCUUCUCCAACCACCCGUCAAUAACUAUUGUGUCUACCACCCCUCCCGGCCAGAGACAGCCGGCUACACAGUCAUGAUAGUCGGCGGGCCGAAUGCCCGAACGGAUUACCACAUCAACACUACCCCCGAAUUCUUCUACCAAUACCGAGGCUCAAUGCUGCUGAGGACAGUUGACCCUUCAACCACACCUCCCACAUUCCAGGACAUCCCCAUUCACGAGGGGUCGAUUUUCCUUCUCCCCGCAAACACACCACACUGCCCUGUACGGUUCAAAGACACCGUCGGCGUGGUGAUGGAGCAGCCUCGAGCCCCGGAUGCGGUGGAUGCUAUGAGAUGGUAUUGCCAAAACUGCAAGGAGAUCGUGUGGGAGAAAAAGUUUGUCUGUGUUGACUUGGGGACGCAGGUCAAGGCUGUUGUGGAGGAGUUUGCUGCCGACGAAGAAAAGCGCAGUUGCAAGGCUUGUGGAACAGUCGCUGCGUCAAAAUAUGCAGAUGGAGAGAUUGUGCAGCCGCCGACUGUCCCUGUAUAG
Molecule: messenger RNA, 579 nt
Organism: Penicillium brevicompactum
Lineage: Eukaryota; Fungi; Ascomycota; Eurotiomycetes; Eurotiales; Aspergillaceae
Product: 3-hydroxyanthranilate 3,4-dioxygenase
Exons: 2
Coding region: 1-579 (192 amino acids)
Biological process (GO): 'de novo' NAD+ biosynthetic process from L-tryptophan; quinolinate metabolic process
Cellular component (GO): cytoplasm
Molecular function (GO): iron ion binding; 3-hydroxyanthranilate 3,4-dioxygenase activity
Source: RefSeq, a predicted model, not a curated record